AUGAAGGCAACCACAUUGAUCAGUGCCAUCACUGCCUUCGGCCUGGUCAGCGUCGUCUCGGGCACCAAACUCUCCUACACCAUGGCCGAGGAUAUCUGUGGCGACCUCGGCGUUAUGAACGUCACCGACCUCCCCGAGGGUGUCGAUCCCAAUGCCGUUCGAACAUGCAAGGAGCACCCGGAGGGUAUCUUUCAGAAGAGCCUCGACAAGCGCGACUGCUGGUUUGGCAGCCCUCUCGGCUGCAGUGCUAGCGGAUACUGCUACAAGUCCCUGGCUCUGGUGAAUGGUGCUGGACCGCCCAAAACAAUGGAUAUGGAGACUGGAUCAGGUGCGCAAGCGUCAGCGACUGCAAUCGCGGGGAUCAGUGUGGUGCUGGUGGUUGCAAAGCAUGCGGAUGCAGCUGCUAAGCUUGGAAAGCAAGCAUGGCCUUUGGAAGGAUUUGGAUAG
Molecule: messenger RNA, 447 nt
Organism: Aspergillus clavatus NRRL 1
Lineage: Eukaryota; Fungi; Ascomycota; Eurotiomycetes; Eurotiales; Aspergillaceae
Exons: 2
Coding region: 1-447 (148 amino acids)
Source: RefSeq, a predicted model, not a curated record